CUCACUGUGGACACAGUCGGUGUAACAAUUCCAAUGCAAUGGAGUUAGAUGAUGCUGCAUCGAGUGGAGACCAAGUGGAGGAGCAGUGGAUCAGGAGCAUGUCGGAGCAGCAGAGUGCCCCGGAGCAGCUAGCUGCUUGGAAGAGCCAGGGUGGAGCUGGAGCCACAUACAAGGUGUUGCUGUUCGAGUUUGAGAACUUCCAGGGCCGCAAGGCGGAGUUUUCUGCCGAGUGUAAAGAUGUGACUGGGAAGGGACUGGUGAAGGUUGGAUCUGUAAUAGUUGAGGCAGGACCCUGGGCAGGUUAUGAUAAGCAUGGAUUCACAGGGGAGCAGUUUAUUCUGGAGAAGGGCGAGUAUCCACGAUGGGACACCUGGACCAACAGCCAGAACAGCUACACCCUUUUGUCUCUUAGGCCGCUCAAAGUGGACAGCGCUGAACACAAGUUACACCUCUAUGAAAACCCUGGAUUCACUGGUAGAAAGAUGGAGAUUGUUGAUGAUGAUGUGCCCAGUUUGUGGGGCCACGGUUUUCAGGAUCGUGUGGCAAGUGUCAAGGCGCUCAGCGGAACAUGGGUCGGCUACAUGUACCCAGGCUACAGGGGGCGGCAGUUUAUCUUCGAGAAAGGGGAUUUCAAGCACUGGAACGACUGGGAGGCCCCUGCACCGCAGAUCCAGUCUGUCCGGCGCAUGCGCGACAUGCAGUGGCACAAGAGGGGCUGUUUCACUGUCCCUGACCCAGCUCCGGCUCCUGGCCCCGGCCCCGACCCGGACCCUACCCCAGCACCUCCCGCCCCUCCCGCCACGGCUGGAGCCAGCUGA
Pungitius pungitius (ninespine stickleback) is the source of this 818-nucleotide messenger RNA. Its product is annotated as beta-crystallin B3-like. The transcript is spliced from 6 exons. Gene Ontology annotation, biological process: lens development in camera-type eye; visual perception. Lineage: Eukaryota; Metazoa; Chordata; Actinopteri; Perciformes; Gasterosteidae. The record is from RefSeq and is a predicted model, not a curated record. Bases 39 to 818 code for a protein of 259 amino acids. Gene Ontology annotation, molecular function: structural constituent of eye lens.